AUGGCGCGAAAGUUUGGGAAGAGCCAGCAUCCUUUCACCACCAAAUCUUCUUUGCUCUGUCUCCUACAAAUCCUCGCAAGUCCGGCUCGCAGUUCAGCGCAUGAUGAACCAACGGCAACCACGACGGUGAUUGUUCCAGCCACUGAAAUCUAUUAUCCCUCAUCCACCUCUACGCCGGUUCCGAUCACGAGCCCCGAUCGCUGGGUGAUCCCGUUGGUCGGACUGUCGGAUGUCACCACACCUUGGGGUGCCAAUGUUACGAGUGGGAAUGGCACGGUGACUGCGUAUACCAUAUCUGUUGGGCAGAACGAUAGCGACAUUGACAGAAACGGUGGGGAGAAUGGUACACAACCGCUGAACCGACCACAGUAUACCUUGGUGGACGCCCAGUUCAUAGGAGACCUCAAUGGCAACCAGGUCAAUUUCACCAUAUCCCAGCAUGAUCAUCACAUACUCAACCUAGGGAACGACUCCCACCUGAUGGUCACCACCAGCGGUACCGACGAGAAUACCCCCAUCCGAACAGUCCCUUUUGGCUUAAACCUAGGCCAUAGAGGCGAAUGGAACGGUUCACUCGCACUAGGCGGAUUAUACGACGCCAAUCGUCUCACCGACGAUGCGACAUCCUGGGUCUCCAUCGCAGAGACCAUGAACAACAAUGGUACCUUUCUGCAGACCGGCAAGCAGACCCUCUCCGCUGUCAUUCUACGCGUCUGGGAGUACAACCCCGGUCCAAGUGGCACCAACACGAGCAUCAACGCCAAGGUGAAACGGUCCGGUCCCUUCUCGGUCUCGGACGAGUCUGAACCUAGCAUCAUCUACCCUGCUCGGUUGGAUCUGACCAGCGACGCGCUGAUCCUGCCACGAGACUGGUGCGGCCGCAACGUCACGCUUGAAAUCAACAUGUUUCCGAACCGUGUCGCAAGUGUCUCUAGUUCGAUUUUGAUUGGGAUCCCCGGGAACCUGACGGACAGCAGCAGCCGGUGCAGCUUCGAGCAGAAUACUGAGGAGAUUGUCCUCGGUCGUCCUUUCUUCCAGGCGGCCUACAUCUACGUUGACGUAACCGGCGAGGUGAGGAUCCUUCCUGCCAAUCAGUACGAUCUCCCACCCAAGCCGGUUUCAUUCAAUGCAUCUGCGAGGCUGGUCCAGCCUGACCGCCGCACCUCGAGGUAUAGCCCUGGUGCUGCGGGUGGAACGCUGGUCAAGGGCAGCUGGGGCGACCGAAACUUGCCUGCUGAGACGGCGCUCAAUCGUGCUGUUGCCGUUUUACUUGUAAUUGCUGGUUUUGCGUUUUUGCUUUGA
This is a messenger RNA of Aspergillus lentulus, 1302 nucleotides long. RefSeq lists its product as uncharacterized. Lineage: Eukaryota; Fungi; Ascomycota; Eurotiomycetes; Eurotiales; Aspergillaceae. The record is from RefSeq and is a predicted model, not a curated record.